AUGGCCACCGACGACGAAAGACACGCAAGAUUCAACCACACCAUGGCGCGCCUACACGCUCGAGAGCAAGCGCUAGCCGCCAAACUCGAUCAACUCGACAGGGAGAUGCAGCAGUUCAGGAGGGAUCUGGUUGCUUUCCAUGCUCGUCGCGCUCAUGUGCAUGCUCUGAUCCAGCAGCACAUCGCGGAGGAGGAUGCAUUGAACACCGACAGCUGGACUCGGAUGGAUGUUGCUCCUGCUUCCGACGUUCAGGGUGUUGCUGCUGGGUUUUUCGACCAAGGUGCUGAGACUAUUGCGGCUGCUACCACUCCUUAUAGCCGAGAUAUCACUACUCUUGACCAGCAUGCCAAUCCCGUCGUCGAUGACAUGGACUCCCUUUUCAUCCCCGAGCAGGCUCGUAGCAACGAGGAGAACACCAGCCCUCUCACCUCUCGCUCCAAUCGCCGCAGCGACCAGCAACACAUCGACUCUCUCGCCUCUCGCCCCAAGCGCCGCCGCGUCACUUUUGCUGAUGACGCCGACGUGAUCAUCGACAGGAAUGCCCUCGCUGUUCAAAACUCCAACUCAGAGAGCAUGCCCCAGACCAGCGACAAUCAGUCUGUCACAGCUCCCAGAAGUCCUCAUGCAUCACAGGGAUUCUGGGGGUGA
Aureobasidium namibiae CBS 147.97 is the source of this 648-nucleotide messenger RNA. RefSeq lists its product as uncharacterized. The record is from RefSeq and is a predicted model, not a curated record. The transcript has a single exon. Bases 1 to 648 code for a protein of 215 amino acids. Lineage: Eukaryota; Fungi; Ascomycota; Dothideomycetes; Dothideales; Saccotheciaceae.